AAUCUAUGAACGAACAACGUGGUCCACGUCGGCUACGUGGACCGGUUGUAUAGCUUUCUGUUUUCGAAAUAAUUUAUCCGUCAUCAGUUGACAGAAAUUCUUUUCUCCGACAAGAAGCUAACAGACGUGUUAGCGUUUUUAUUUUAUUAACAACUAACUUUAGUCACUUAAAAGUUUAAUAAUUAUUAGUCAUGAAGUCAUUUAUAGUGCUAUUUUUAUCACUUUCAGUAGUAUUUGCUGAAACUUGUCAAAAACCAGAGGUUGUUGCCUCGGCUUAUGUUACUGAAGAUGCCACAGUUUUAACUAAUGUCGCAUUUACGACACAAUUCACGUUAAAAUGCAGUAAUGGAGUAAAAGGAAUUUCUCUUUACGCCGAAGUUAAUGGCAAAGCAUUGCCUGCUGUAAAAUUGAGCGCAGAUAAUAAAUAUCAGGUAUCCUGGACGGAAGAUAUUAAAAAAGUUCACUCAGGGGAUUACAAUGUAAAACUCUACGACGAGGAAGGAUACUCUGCCAUUCGUAAAGCUUACAGAAAUGCAGAAGAUCCAAGCAGUGUGAAGCCAUUGGUAGUUGUGGUAGUUAACAAUCCAGGAGUUUAUCUUGGACCCUGGAUAAAUUCUGAAUUAUUAGCUGUCAUUUUAGCAGCUCUUGUUUCAUAUGUAGCAUUUUCCGCAAAAUCUAAACUUCUAGCGUAAAAAAUUAUUUAAGUAAUUUAUGAACUGUAAUAUAAGUUGUUUUUUUUUUAAAUAAAUUUACAUUUUCUUUAGUGAAAA
Molecule: messenger RNA, 770 nt
Organism: Leptopilina boulardi
Lineage: Eukaryota; Metazoa; Arthropoda; Insecta; Hymenoptera; Figitidae
Gene: Tapdelta
Product: translocon-associated protein subunit delta
Exons: 2
Coding region: 192-692 (166 amino acids)
Cellular component (GO): endoplasmic reticulum; endomembrane system; membrane
Source: RefSeq, a predicted model, not a curated record